ACUGCUAAAAUAAACGUCAAAUUCUUGAAUGGAUCGCACGGAGAUAAUUAUUCUUUUGACGGGAUAGGUGGCGUCUUGGGGCAUGCUUACUACCCUCCAAAUGGCAAUGUUCAUUUUGAUGCAGCUGAAGUUUGGAGCCAAGGAACAAAUUUAGGAAUCAGUCUCAAAUGGGUGGCCGUUCACGAGUUUGGACACGUUCUAGGGCUGGCCCAUUCCAACAUCAGCACGUCCAUCAUGUUUCCGUACUAUCCAGGUUACAGAGAUAACUUCUCUCUGAGUUUAGACGACAUCAAUGCAAUUAAAAUGUUGUAU
Molecule: messenger RNA, 312 nt
Organism: Helobdella robusta
Lineage: Eukaryota; Metazoa; Annelida; Clitellata; Rhynchobdellida; Glossiphoniidae
Exons: 2
Biological process (GO): extracellular matrix organization; proteolysis; collagen catabolic process
Cellular component (GO): extracellular matrix
Molecular function (GO): zinc ion binding; metalloendopeptidase activity
Source: RefSeq, a predicted model, not a curated record